Messenger RNA from Dermacentor andersoni, 2644 nucleotides. RefSeq names its product thromboxane-A synthase-like. NCBI's taxonomy places the organism in Eukaryota, Metazoa, Arthropoda, Arachnida, Ixodida, Ixodidae. Gene Ontology annotation, molecular function: monooxygenase activity; heme binding; oxidoreductase activity, acting on paired donors, with incorporation or reduction of molecular oxygen. The record is from RefSeq and is a predicted model, not a curated record.
CGCCGAAUAUUCUCCGGUGACUUCGAUCGGCUUCGACAGAGGGUGGAGGGAUGCCUUGCCACUUUGGGAGGAGGAGGGGGCGUUUGGACGUCACGUGCCUCUUUCCACGCAUGCCGGCGUCAGUGUAAGUACCUCCAUCAACGAAUCAAAGGGCGCGCCGUCACGUUGAGGCCGCAGGUUUGCAUGUUUGAUUCCUCGGUCCAAUUUAUCGGCGCGGCUCUCGAACGCGCUUGCUACCGCUGUGCCGGUUGUCGUCACGGCUGUUUGCAUUCUUUCAUUUCUCUCUCUCCCUCUCUGUAUCGUCACUCGCUUUAACGCAGACCAUCGAGUUCCGUACAAGAUGAUGAAGCUCUAUGACGCCGACACUCCAGUGUCAAGGCCGGUUUUAACGAAGGUUGCGGGCCGCUUAGGUGAGGUAAGCGAUCCGAAAGAAGAACCACAGAGCGGCGGGAUAUUUGUGGAAAGAAGACCUCUCCUUUCGUUUUUUUUUUCUUUCUUUUUUCUUUUUGACCGUCUGCCUAUUAAGCAGAUGCAGUGCGUACAUUCCUAGCACCCGCGCCUGGCCAGCCACCUCGUGAUUUGUCAUUGAGAUGUGAUGCGGCGAGCGCGAGAGGUGGUUGUGCGUAAUCUCGGAAAAAGAUCAGACGUCGCGAGCGCGUAGGUAAAAAAGCGCCGCGGUCUCGACAGUGUAGUUUUAAGCUUCGACUCUCUCAUUUCGCUCGCGUCUCGCUCGCAGCACGAGUAUCCCAUAUCGAGCAGGCGAGCGCAAGCAAAGGGCCCGACGAAGUGAAGCUCGACUUGGUGCAUAUCGCGUCGAAGACUCGCUGAUACCGUCUGGAGGAAGAGAGUUCCUGCGGCAGCAUGGACCCCGCGAAUGCCCUGUGGCAGCUGGUUGCUGCUUCCAUCCUGCUUUACCUGGUUCACUGGUACAUGAAGAGGAAACAGCAUUUCAACUACUUCAAGGAUCUCGGCAUUCCAGGGCCGGAGCCAAGCAUCAUCACCGGCAACAUGAGCGAACUGCGAAAGAAGACACCUACCAUGGCCUAUAGGGAAUGGAUAGAGAAGUACGGUAAAGUAGUGGGGUACUUCAACGGCUACCGUCCUGUGCUGCUCGUCGCUGACCUGGAUUUGCUCAAGAUGGUUCAAGUGAAGGACUUUCAAGAUUUCAUUGACAGAAGUCUUCUCUUCCAAUCCAAACGGCCACCGAGUCCUCACAACAAGUCUCUGAUCCAACUAACGGGCAAGCGCUGGAAGGAAGUACGCAGCGUGCUCACUCCCUCCUUCACCACCAACAAGCUCAAGAUGUUGGCUCCUGGCAUGGUGUGCAGCGUAAAGGAGUUCGAGGACAAGAUCGCGGACUAUGCACGCUCCGGCGAGGAGUUCGAGAUCGGCGACCUGUACCAGGCGAUGACGUUGGACGUGAUCUGCCGCAGUGCCAUGGGCAUCGAGUACAACAUCCAGCAGAACCCCAAGCACAGCCUGCUGAUCAGCAGCCGCAUCCUCUUCAGCGGCACCUUCUCGUGGCCCGCCGUGCUGCUCGCCUCAUUUCCCGAGAUGGAUUCCAUACUGAAAUACCUCUUCGAGUGGUGGCUCACCAGAAUCAACAACGGCGUUAAUCCCUUCGAGGAAGUCCAGAAAAAAUGCGGAAACAUCGUCAAGCAGCGCCAGAUCAACAACUCGGCCCCACAAAAGGACUUGCUGCAGCUGAUGAUCGACGCCAAGUCAUCCAACGUCGACGUCGGAAGCGUCACCUCGGACCAGCUCACGGCCGCCGACGACAACGAACACGAACUCAAGCAGAGUGCAUCACCCUCGCCGAACGGUCUCUCGUACUCGAGCAGGACGGUCCUGGACGACGACGACAUCACGCAGAACGCUUUUCUUGUCCUCGUCGGAGGGUACGAGACAACGAGCAACACGCUCACGCUCGUAUCCCACAUGCUGGUGAACUACCCCGAGGUCCAAGAGAAAGUGCGACAGGAACUGCUGGCUGCACUAGGGCCGGACGAGGAGAUCAGUUACAACACGAUACAGAAACUGACCUACCUCGACUGCGUCAUCCAGGAAACCAUGCGGCUGUACCCACCCAUAUUCGGGUUCGUCACGAGAGAGGCGGUGGUAGACAAGCAGUACGGGAAGCUGAAGAUUCCUGCCGGCACGGCGGUGAUGGCCGCUACCGAGUACAUCCACCGUGACCCCUGCAACUGGGAAAAGCCGAACACGUUCGACCCCGAGAGGUUCCUUCCUGAGCGGCGCAAGGGCAAGAACCCGCUCGCUUUCCAGGCGUUCGGCGCGGGGCCGCGCAACUGCAUCGGAAUGCGGUUCGCACAGAUGGAGAUGCGCCUCACGCUCGCACACGUACUGCGCAAGUACCGACUCGAGGCCACGCCCAACAGCGACAAGGACCCUGCAGAGAUCGAAAUGAACCCUCUGGUGUUGCGGAUCAAGAGAGGAGUGAACGUCAGGGUUGUGCCCAUCUAGAAAUGCAUGCAGCUGCCUUCGUCCCGUCAUGUAAAUACAUCUCGAACAGCUCAUUUCGCUUGUGCGCACCCGAACUCAUCUGUAAUAUAUACAAUGUUCAUAUACGAGUGCUUCUGCUUCUCAUUAUAUUAUUCCGUGCCAAUAAACUGGGUGUUCUCAACAA